GUGCAUUCAUCCCUGGAGAUCUGUGUUCGUGCCAGGGAUGGACACCUCCAAUGCCUGUGGCAGCAGGUCUGCCCUUCUCCCAGCCCUUCCUCCACAACCAGAGUCAUUAAAGCUGCUGGAGGAAUUACCGUGCAAUCAAAGUGACAGGCCUCGGGGCCAAGGCUCCUUAUGAUGGAGAUAAUGAGGUUUUGGCAAGGCAGAUGCAAGGAGGUGCGGAGCUGAUGGGCCUGGAGGGACAAAGGGCACAUCCCAGCAGGAUCCUCCCGUGGAACACAGGUCUUUGUGCAGCCUCAGCAGAGGCUGCUGGUCCCGGGCACUUAACAGGGGCUGGUGCCCACCUGCAUGGCUCCAUGUCCUGUGGAGGAGGAGGGAUGGCUUCGGGGGCUGAUUGGCUUGGGGAACAUCUGGCCCUCACCCCAGAGAUCCUGUGUCAGCUCUCCAUAGAUCCAAAACACAGGGGUUCUUCAGGGAGCAAAGCCUUUCCCUGACCUCUCCCUGGCCAUUAGGGGGUGCCAGGCUCAGUUGGCAUGCUCCCACUUCUGCUCCUGCAGGAUCUUUGGACUUUGUGCUGAUUUUGCUGUUUGCUUUUAUUUAGCAGUGGAAUUCACUUUUCAACGAGACAACAAACCCUGCCCCCCACCCCCUGUAUCUGCUGAGGCCUCUCCCUCCCAUUCCGCAUCCCUCUGCCCCUGGGGCAAAGGCACAGGAGGAGGGACCUGUCUCACACUUGGUGCCAGGCAGCAGCCAUGUCCCCCCCGCUCUGGAUCGCAGCCUGGGCGCUCCUGCUCCGCGGCUGUGCUUCAGGGUGGGAGCCGCAGGCUCCUUCCACCAGGAAUGACAUCCGGGAUUGCUCCGCGGACCCGCCGUACCUGCCACCGACGGCCACCAACACGACGGCGCGUCUUGCUGUGCUGCGGGGCAUCAUGCAGACCCACGGCGCCCACGCCUACAUCGUGCCCUCCACGGAUGCCCACAUGGUAAGGUGGGAGUCCCCCGCACCCCAGAGACCCGCUCCGUGCCCACAGCCACCUCUCACUGCUCCAUCCCGGCUCCAGAGCGAGUACAUCUCCGAGCGGGACGCCCGGCUGGGCUGGCUCACUGGUUUCACCGGCUCCGCAGGCACCGCUGUGGUGACGCAGGACAAGGCUGCCCUGUGGACUGACAGCCGCUACUGGACCCAAGCAGAGCGGGAGCUGGACUGCAACUGGGAGCUGCAGAGGACAACCUCGAUCGAGUCCAUUGGGAUGUGGAUCUUGAAGGAGGUUCCUGAGGAGGGGAACGUCAGUUUGGACCCCUUCCUUUUCUCCAUCGACACCUGGAACAGCUACAGCCAGGCUCUGCACGGCUCCGGCCGGACCCUGCUCCCCCUCGAGACCAACCUUGUGGAUCAGGCAUGGGGUGACCAGAGACCCCUUCCCUCCUCCAGUGAGAUCUACAGCCUCCCAGCAGAGUUCACAGGGAGCCGCUGGCAGGACAAGGUGGCUGGGAUCCGGCAGCGGAUGGAGCAGCAUGUGCAGCGCCCCACAGCCGUGCUGCUGUCGGGGCUGGAGGAGACAGCCUGGCUCUUCAACCUCCGCGGAGAUGACAUCCCCUACAACCCUGUCUUCUACUCCUACACCCUCCUGACCAACACGACCAUAAGCCUGUUCGUGGAGGAGUCCCGGCUCUCGAUGGCGGCGCGGGAGUCCCUGCGCUCGGGCUGCCCGGGGCCGCUGUGCGUGGAGCUGCAGGAGUACGGGCAGGUGAGCGCCCACCUGCUCCACUACGCCCAGGGCAACGUCACCGUGUGGCUGGGCACCGAGUACACCACCUACGGCCUCUACUCCCUCAUCCCCCAGGAGAAGCUGCUAGAGGAGAGCUACUCGCCUGUGAUGAUGGCCAAGGCUGUGAAAAACACCCAUGAGCAGGAGAUGCUGCGAGCUGCCCACGUCCGGGAUGCGGUGGCCGUCAUCCAGUACCUGCUGUGGCUGGAGAAGACAGUCCCGCAGGGGCAGGUGGACGAGUUUUCAGGGGCUCAGCACAUCGAUGCACUUCGCUGGGCCCAGGAGCACAGCCGUGGGCCCAGCUUCCAGUCCAUCUCGGCCAGCGGGCUCAAUGCAGCACUGGCUCACUACAGCCCCUCCAACGGGAGCAGCAGGACACUGUCUGCAAGAGAGAUGUAUCUCUUUGACACUGGAGGGCAAUAUCUGGAUGGGACAACAGACAUCACUCGCACAGUGCACUGGGGUGAGCCCACCCCACUCCAGAAGGAAGCCUACACCCGUGUGCUGAUGGGCAACAUUGACCUCUCCCGCCUCGUCUUCCCAUCCAACACAGCAGGGAGAACGGUGGAGUCCUUCGCCCGCCGGGCACUCUGGGAUGUUGGACUCAACUAUGGCCAUGGGACCGGCCACGGCAUUGGCAACUUCCUCUCAGUCCAUGAGUGGCCCGUGGGUUUCCAGUCCAACAACGUGCCACUGGAGGCCGGCAUGUUCACCUCCAUCGAGCCCGGGUAUUACCGGGAUGGAGAGUUCGGGAUCCGCAUUGAGGACAUCGCCCUUGUGGUGGAGGCACGGACUGAGCACCAGAGUGGGGAGAAGCCUUUUCUGACCUUCGAGGUGGUGUCCCUGGUGCCCUACGACCGCAAUCUCAUUGACCUCAGCCUCCUGUCCCCAGAGCAGAUCCGGUAUCUGAACUCCUACUACGAGAGGAUCCGGGCACACGUGGGGCCGGAGCUGCGGCGGCAGCGGCUGGAGGAGGCGUACGCCUGGCUGCAGGAGAGCACCGAGCCCUUCCCGGUGAGCAGCGCCGGCCCCGCCGCCACGGGCACGCUGGCCCUCGCCUCGCUGCUCUCGGUGCUGCUCAGCCGGCUGGGGGCCUGAUCCCGCACCCGUGGCCCCACCACGGCCGGGUCUUCCCCCGCCCUCACUUCCUAUUUUUUUGGUGUAUUCUAUUUGCUCGUCUGUGAUUAAACACGAGCAAGGCGGGCCCCGCUGCGCCCUGCUGUGCCCGA
Messenger RNA from Passer montanus (Eurasian tree sparrow), 2992 nucleotides. RefSeq names its product X-prolyl aminopeptidase 2 (gene XPNPEP2). The transcript has 20 exons. Gene Ontology annotation, molecular function: metalloaminopeptidase activity. The record is from RefSeq and is a predicted model, not a curated record. Bases 747 to 2861 code for a protein of 704 amino acids. Lineage: Eukaryota; Metazoa; Chordata; Aves; Passeriformes; Passeridae.